Messenger RNA from Salarias fasciatus (jewelled blenny), 4177 nucleotides. RefSeq names its product family with sequence similarity 120 member C (gene fam120c). The transcript is spliced from 17 exons. NCBI's taxonomy places the organism in Eukaryota, Metazoa, Chordata, Actinopteri, Blenniiformes, Blenniidae. The coding region runs from base 932 to 4177 and encodes 1081 amino acids. The record is from RefSeq and is a predicted model, not a curated record. Gene Ontology annotation, cellular component: nucleus.
GCCCCCUGCCACUCCGCUGGGCCGCGAGGACGUCUGAAGAUGGCUGCAGUUGAACUGCUCCGCUCCGACAUGAAGCCGUGAGAGGACAGCGCGCGGGAGGCUCCACGGGCUCCGACUCCUUUUUCUUUUAGUUCUCUUUCUUUUCUUUCGUCAAACAUCCAUCUCACUCCGCGCCGCGUCCGGCUCGGGCUGUCUUCCCGAGUUGACGCGUCAAAUCACGCCGGGGACCGAGCGGCGGCUAGCGGCUAGCAGCUAGCAGGAACCGUCCGGCGGCGCGCGGCUCAUUACCGAGUUUUUAAUUGAACGGCGACGCGGCGGCACGUGCUGCCGUUUCCCCGGGGCUCGAGCGCCGCGGCCCGCCGUCAGGGCGAGAGGCGGCUCGGUUCGGCGUCCAGCCCGCGGUGCUAACUCAUGCGCACUUUUCUCCGCUCUAAACCUGCAGCCACAUCCUCCAUCUCCCCAGAACCGGGCCGCUCCCCGCGAACCGAGCCGCCCCCUGCGAUCCGGCCCCAGAACCGAGCCGCCCCCUGCGAACCGGCCCCAGAACCGAGCCGCCGCCCCGCGAACCAGCCCCAGAACCGGGUCGCGUCGGCCCUGUAGCGGCAGCAUGAGCUCCUGCUGAAGUUCCCCGCCGCUCGGAGCUUCCCGGCCUGCUGGCACCGCACCAGAACCCGCAGCAGGAUGGACACUGACCCGAGCCGCCUCCGCCACCACUGAGCAGACCCGCAUCAACCCCCGCAGGCCCCGGUCCCGGUCCCGGCCCCGGCCCAGUCACAGUCACACCAGCCCGUCGAGUCAGCAGAGACCGGUUAGCUCGGCCGGAGUGCGCAGCUAGCUCGUCGCCCCACAUCACGCUCCAAACACGGCGUACCGAACCCCGUCCGAGCCCGCCCCCGCCCCCGGACACACGCACCGGCUCAGCAGCACCGUCAUGGGCGUGCAGGGCUUCCAGGAGUACCUGGAGAAGCGGUGUCCCGGGGCCGCCGUCCCCGUGGACCUGCUGAAGCUCGCCCGGACCGCGGCCCGCCAGCCCCCGCACCACCACCACCCGCACCACCACCCGCACCACCCCGGGCCCAUGCCUCCCCCGCCCCCGCCCGCCCGGAUCCUCAUCGACGCGGACUCCGGCCUGCAGCGCCUGUACGGCGGCUACCAGACGGACUGGGUGUGCGGCGGGGAGUGGAACGCCAUGCUGGGCUACCUGGCCGCCCUGUCGCAGGCCUGCCUGUACCAGGGCGGCCUGGAGCUGGUCGUGGUCUUCAACGGCACCCUGGGGAAGGAGCGCUGGCCCGAGUGGGCGCGGCGGGCCCAGGGCCAGCGGCAGACGGCGCAGCUCAUCGUCAACCACGUCGGCAGCAAGGCCACCCCGCCCCCCCGGGCAUGGUUCCUGCCCCCGGCCUGCCUCAGCCACUGCGUCCGCCUGGCCAUGUUCCGCUUCCGAGUGCGGGUGGUGCAGACUCUGGAGGACCACCACCAGGAGGUGCUGUCCCUCUAUCGGGACUUCGGCUUUGCCGGCCUGAUCGCUCAGGACUCGGAGUUCGCGCUGUGCAACGUUCCCGCCUACUUCUCCUCACACGCCCUGAAGCUGAGCUGGAACGGCAAGAACCUGACCACGCACCAGUACCUGCUGUCCGAGGCGGCCCGCCAGCUGGGCCUCAAGACCCAGCACCUGCCCUGCUUCGCCGCCCUGCUGGGGAACCACAUCCUGCCUGACGAGGACCUGGCCGCCUUCCACUGGAGUCUGCUGGGACCAGAACACCCGCUGGCCUCCCUCAAGGUCCGGGCCCACCAGCUGGUGCUGCCCCCCUGUGAGGUGGUGAUCAAAGCCGUCUCCGAGUACGUGUCCUCCAUCAAGGACCUGGGGAACCUGGACUCCAUCGCCAGAGACGUCUUCAAGCAGUCCCAGUCUCGUAUGGAGGACAAGGUGGAGCGCUUCAAGAAAGCGGUGGAGUAUUUUUCUGCCGCCUCCAAGCCCCGCCCACUCAGCAUGGGGCCUUCCUCUUUCCUCUUACCUGGGUUUGGACCUACGCCUUUCGGGGGACCACCUGGCCACAUGGGACCGAUGCAGCCUGGGAAGAAUCAGCUCCCUCCACCCCAGGUUGCGGGAUUGAAGCCUCCCUACCCCAGCGCUCCGUACGGGCCUCCUGGCUCCGCCCCUCUGUUCCAGACCGCCCCGCCUCCGUCACAGGACUGCAACGACUCUCUGGCCGGAAAGAUGGGCUUCUCCGACUGGUCUGCUCCGUACGACUCCACCCAGAGCGGAGGCCGGCUCCCCAACCACCACGGCGCCGCGCAGUCCGGACCCUCCCCGUCUCCGUCCUCCUCGUCGGACGGAGACGAGCCCAACGACACCAACGCCAACCAUUUGACGGACAAGCCUUCUCGGUGGGAGGAUCCCACGGGGAGAGGAGGCUCCGCCCCCGGAGACGGUUCCCAGGGCAACGGGAGCGGGUCAAACAUUCCCUCGCUGCUGUCCAUGGCGACGCGGAGUCACAUGGACAUAACCACGCCCCCUCUGCCUCAGGUCAGCGCCGAGGUUCUCCGAGUGGCCGAGCACCGGCACCGCCGAGGCCUGAUGUACCCGCAGAUCUACCACAUCCUGACCAAGGGGGAGAUGAAGAUGCCGGUGUGUAUCGAGGACGAGUGUAACUCGGAGCUGCCUCCCGCCUCGCUGCUGUUCCGCGCCGCCCGGCAGUACGGCUACGGCGUUCUGUUCAGCCUGGCCGAGACGCACCGCCGGCUGGAGAGGCUGGCCCUGCGCAAGAGGGGUCCGCUGGAAGUUCCUCCGGUCAUCGUCAAGGAGUGGAGUAGUGGAAAGGCCAAGUCGGCCCUGACCCCGGAGCUGGUCCCGGCGCUGUGUUUCCGGGAGUGGACGUGUCCCAACCUGCGGCGCCUGUGGCUGGGCCGGGCCAGUGAGGACCGGUCCAGGAGGACCAGGGCCUUCCUGGCCUGCCUGCGCUCCGACUGCCCCGCCCUGCUCAACCCGGCUCAGGUCCCACAGCAUCUGCUGCUCAUGUGCUGCGUGCUCAGGUAUAUGAUGCAGUGGCCGGGAGGACGGAUCCUCCAGAGACACGAGCUGGACGCCUUCCUGUCCCAGGCCGUCUCCAGCCAGCUGUACGAGCCGGACCAGCUGCAGGAGCUCAAGGUGGAGAAGGUGGAUGCGCGUGGCGUCCAGCUGGCGUCCCUCUUCAUGGCGGGCGUGGACACGGCGCUCUUCAUCAACGACGUGUGCGGCCAGCCGUUGCCGUGGGAACACUGCUGUCCCUGGGGCUUCUUCGACGGGAAGCUGUUCCAGAGCAAACUGGCUCGGUCCGCCCGGGACCGGGCCGCCCUGCUGGACAUGUGCGAGGGACAGGAGGAGCUGGUGUCGAAGGUGGAGAAGAUGCGUCAGGCCAUCCUGGAGGGCAUCAACCUGUCCCGCCCCCCUCCCCCGCCCCCGCCCCUCCCCCCUCCUGCCUUCCUGCCCCCCACCAUGCUGCCUCCCUUCUACCCCAUGCCCCCCCUGUACCCGGCCCGCCCCAUGGGCGGCAUGCCGCCCCACCACCACCCGCACCACCCGCACCACCCGGCGCAGCACAGACCCAGAGCCUUCCCAGGCCUGCAGCCCAUCCCCCCUCAGGGGGGGAAGCUGGAGAUCGCGGGGAUGGUGGUGGGCCAGUGGGCCGGCAACAAGCCGGUCCGAGGAAGAGGAGGAGGCUUCAACAUGCAGGUGGUGUCGGUCGGAGCCGGGAAGGGCAGAGGGAAGGAGGCGGCCGCCAAGAUGAGGGGCGGGAAGAAAGGCUCCUCCAGCAGACCGCAGCCGUCCCUGUCCCCGUCCCCAUCCCUCACCCCGUCCCCAUCCUUCACCCCGUCCCUGUCCCCGUCCCCAUCCCUCACCCCGUCCCCAUCCUUCACCCCGUCCCCAUCCUUCACCCCGUCCCUGUCCCCGUCCCCAUCCCUCACCCCGUCCCCAUCCCUCACCCCGUCCCCAUCCUUCACCCUGUCCCUGUCCCCGUCCCCAUCCCUCACCCCGUCCCCAUCCUUCACCCCGUCCCUGUCCCCGUCCCCAUCCCUCACCCCGUCCCUGUCCCCGUCCCUCACCCCAUCCCAGUCCCUCAUCCCGUCCCUCCACCCCGUCCCUCACCCUGUCUCCUGUCUCUGCAUCUCAUCCCUGUCCCUCCACCCCGUCCACCUGUAG